This is a messenger RNA of Panthera uncia (snow leopard), 5436 nucleotides long. It is a transcript of the gene RNF141, whose product is annotated as ring finger protein 141. Bases 1825 to 2517 code for a protein of 230 amino acids. The record is from RefSeq and is a predicted model, not a curated record. Gene Ontology annotation, biological process: protein autoubiquitination. The transcript has 6 exons. Gene Ontology annotation, molecular function: ubiquitin-protein transferase activity. NCBI's taxonomy places the organism in Eukaryota, Metazoa, Chordata, Mammalia, Carnivora, Felidae.
ACCCCGGGGCUGGGAGAAGAAACACCGGCCGGUCCUCCACUGUCAAGCCGGGCUUCAGUGGGGCGACAGGCCCGGCCCCGCCAUCCUUCUAGGCCUCGGUUUAGGGCGCAGGGCUGGUUUGGGAGGCCCUUCUGCGGACGCUGCGUACCCAACCCGGCAGUUUCCAGUGGCCAGAGGUGCAGAUGGUUGUCCAGUGGGAGGGGUGGUUCUGGACAACUAGGAGAGGGUUUGUCCUUCUCGAGCCGGAAACUGCUUUUGAAUAUUGCCGCCGGCGCAGUCAAGUGGGCCAGCGGAAAUAGCUGUUGGUUAAACGUGCAGGUGCGCUUGAGGAGGGGCCGAGACAGCUAGGAUGGCCAGAGGGUGGUGGGUGCGUUUAGUAAACACACCGGUGCUGCAGAAACCUUGUGUGCCCCUGCCGCAUUGGGCACCUCAGGUUAGAAACCCUUGCCUGGGGCGAUAGUUCAGAAAAGGCCAAGUCGAUCUGCUUAGCCGGCCUUCUAUUGCUAAAUUAGCUUACACUGUCCAUCUUCCCAAAAGGCUUGCCUUGUCGAACCAGCUACCUUGACCCCGUCUGAGACAAAAAGUUUCCUUUCUAAUAACUGUAAUAACUACUCCUGGAAAGAAAGCCUUCUGUGUUAGCUUUUGCAGUGACUUCUUCUGUUAUUUGUAUCGUGUUACAAAUGUGGAUUUACUGCUAUUAUUCAAAUUUAUCCCUAGCCCCUUUAUUAAAUAUCAGUGUACAUUCAUAUUCCGACCCUGUCCUAGUUCAUGCUGCCAAAUGAUUUAUUUAGUUCUUUCCUCUGGCGUAUUUAUAAAGCUGCCUUAACACUUCCUAUGGUUUGUAAGUCUUAGAUCUUCUGCAUAAAGUUAUUUUUCACCUCUCUUCCGCCCAUUUUUUGCUAUAAGAUGAGCUCCAUCCAUUCAGAAUUUCAUGCGGGGUAUGGGGUGCCAUGGAUCAACGAUCCUAAAUCAGUAACCUGUGUAUUGAAGUCACUCCUAAGAAGUGAUGCUUUCUGAAUUCAGAACUCAAAAGAAGUAUGGGUUUUUCUCCUUUCCUUUGAUUCUGACUGCAGUUUCUUUAUUUUUCUUGUUUUUUAUUUUUUAUUUUUAUUUUUUAACUUGUAUUUAUUUUUUGAGACACAAAGAGCAUGAGCGGAGGAAGGGCAGAGAGAGAGGGAGACACAGAAUCCGAAACAGGCUCCAGGCUCUGAGCUGGAGCACAGAGCCCAAUGCGGGGCUAAAACUCAGGAACUGUGAGAUCAUGACCUGGGCCGAAGUCAGACUUUAACUGAUUGAGCUACCCCUGCCUGACUGCAGUUUCUAAAUAGUUUCCUCUAGAAUAUGAUUGUAUGUCUCCAAAAUGUGCUGUCAUUUGGUGUAAGUGAACUUUAUAUUUAAUGUGUGUAGCCUGAUCCUUCUUAGUUCAUGUCUAAACGCUUCACAGACUUCCCUUCCCCUUCUCCCAAAAAGGCAGGGAAAGCCCAGAGAGAAUGCUUACAAGUCUAGUUAGUGUAUUUUUCCAAAUAUGAAAUGUAUUUAGUAAACACAACAGUGCUAUCAAAAAUCCAGUCUUAAUCUCAAGUACUCUCUUUUUGUAGUUUUUUUUCUAUAUAUAUUUUUUUCUAAUUAAGAUCUUUGAGCCCAGAACAAGCAUUCCAGCUUCUGUAGUAACUAGUAUAAUUGUUUCCUUAUGUAUCCAUCAUAGCUACUGUUAAUUUCUUAUCUUGCAGAACAGCUGAUAUCUGCUUAUAGAUGUAGAGUUUGAGUAAGCGAUAACUAUGUGAAGCAACACUGUUUCUGGAUUUCAAAAGACAUCAUUUCAUCAUGGGACAGCAAAUUUCGGAUCAGACACAGUUGGUUCUUAGCAAGUUACCAGAAAAAGUAGCAAAACAUGUCAUAUUGGUUCGAGAAAGUGGCUCCUUAACUUAUGAAGAAUUUCUUGGGAGAGUAGCUGAACUUAAUGAUAUAACUGCUAAAAUGGUUUCUGGCCAGGGAAAACAUCUUGUUUUUGAGGUACUCCCUCGGUCUGAUUCCUCUGCCUUAUGGAAAAUGGUUGUACGGGUGAUCUGUACCAAGAUUAACAAAAGCACUGGCAUUGUGGAAGCAUCACGGAUCAUGAAUUUGUACCAGUUUAUUCAGCUUUAUAAAGACAUCACAAGUCAAGCAUCAGGAGUAUUGGCAAUGAGCUCCACCUCUGAAGACCCUGAUGAAAACUCAUCAUCUGUAACAUCGUGUCAGGCUAGUCUUUGGAUGGGAAGGGUGAAGCAGCUGACUGACGAGGAGGAGUGUUGUAUCUGUAUGGAUGGUCGAGCUGACCUCAUCCUGCCUUGUGCUCACAGCUUUUGUCAGAAGUGCAUUGAUAAAUGGAGUGAUCGACACAGGAAUUGCCCUAUUUGUCGCCUACAGAUGACUGGAGCAAAUGAAUCUUGGGUGGUGUCAGAUGCACCCACUGAAGAUGAUAUGGCUAACUAUAUUCUUAACAUGGCUGAUGAGGCAGGCCAGCCCCUUAUACCAUGACCUUGGGGUGAAGGUCUUCUGUUGCUAUUACAAGCUGCAAACACUUUGGUCAUGGGGGAAGAAUGCAGGGAUAUUGUGGCACAGACGCAGAGAUAUCAAUUUUCCCUACCCUCUUAUUUUCGCUGUUCUGACAGUUUGUCCCAUUUCUUUUGAUAAACUUGCUAUGUCUUCCAUUUAUAGUAAACUAAAAUUUGCUACUGUUUUAGACCAUAUUUUUCUAUUAUUUAUCUGUUCUAAUAUAUAUUAGAACUAAUUGCUCUUGAAUCCUUUGCUGAAGUAACAGCAACAUUUCCAGAGACUUCUGAAACACUAUUUUUCAGGGCAGGAGUAUUCUGGGAUCUAUUUAGUUAGGUUUAAAAUAAACUUUGAAUGUUAAAAAGUGUAGCCAUCUGAGAGAAAAUUUGAAGUGACUGAAAAUGUAGAGUAUAUCAAAGUGCAGGUUACUACUUUAGUCUUUCUGCUGGAAUCUAAGGAGUGUGUAUGCCCCCUUGUGGUUAAUUAUUGCUCCUUUAAUAAUUUUUACUUGAAACGAUCCACAAUUAUUUCAUAACUGUAGCAAUGUGUUUUUGGAACUACAUGUUUUUUACUUAAAAGUCUUUUUUUUUUUCCAUGCUGUGUAAUUUGGGUGAGGACUAUAAAGCUGGGCGUGACUUCGCCUUGUAAAUGGAUUUCUGCUGGGGAAUCUUCUUGGCUGAUCUGGAAAUGCUUUCCCAUAGUUGGAAAACUGUUCUAAAUAGCUUUUGAUAAUGCUCUUGCAUCUUGGAGUUUCAGAAGGAAAUUUUUCUUCUUCACAGAUCCUGAAUUUUGUAUUUCCAAAUUAUGGUAAAUCAUUCAAUAUUGGUUCAUGGUGCCUUUAUUUUCUUAACUUGAAGGCAUCUUUCUGAAGUCUCAAAGUCUUUAAAUUUCUUAUGUCAUUAAGUGAGAAGAACAUAGGGUACAGCCUUUUAAACGUGUACCAUGAACACCUCUGAAAAUCAGGAGAUAAUUUGGCUUUCUACUGUUUCACUGUACUUCCUUUGAAAUACUCAGAGAGUAUAGUCAUAAUGGAAUUAUGAUUUUUAGUGACACUUCAUUUUUCAAAAAUUUUGCUUAUAAAGUAAACUUUUUGUUUUAUGUUAAGCAUUAACAUAUUAGCAUAUAAUAAAACUAGAACCUGAUGUCUCCUUUAAAAGAUACAUUAACAUUCCAUGUAACUUUUUUGACUUAUUAUGCAUAAUUGCAAAUAUUACUAUUUUCCAAAAUACCAAAGUACACAAUUUAAGUUGCUGCUUAAUGAUGGCAGAAUUUUUGGAUUUUGGGAUUUUUUAAACUAUUUUUUAAAGUUUAUUUAUUUAUUUUGAGAGAGAGAGCAAGCAGGGGAGGGGCAGAGAGACAGAGAGAGAGAGAAAAUCCCAAACAGGCUCUGUGCUGUCAGUACAGAGCCUGACACAGGCCCAAACCCACAAACUGCGAGAUCAUGACCUGAGCCAAGAUCAAGAGUCAGACACUUAACCAACUGAACCACCUGGGUGCCCCUGGAUAUCAGGAUUUUAAUAGGCAUGCAAAUUAAAUAAUUCAUUUCCCUCCCAAAAAUGUCUGACCAAAGAUAGCUUGAUUUUACCCCCAAAAUAUUGGUAACUAAUUGGUUGACAUUCAUGAUGGAGACAGCCCAGGACCAAAUAGCUAAACACCACUGUGGAGCACGAGGGGCUCUAUCAUAUCCACCUGGCAAUGUGCUUGAUGGUUUGUGUGACCUUGAGAAAGUCCCUGCUGCUGGUUUGUAGGUUCCUACGUUAGAAACUGAGAUGUUAUCUGUGCUUUUUACACUUUAUUUUAGCAGUAGAACUUUUUUUUCCCCCCAGGUAAAAUCUUACUCAGAACCCCUACACAUACAUGCUAUAUACCCACACACACUACCCCUCUAUAUAAAAGUCAUAUUUUAUUAAUAUAAAUUUCCUUAUAUAACUAUAUACCACAAUAAAUAUUAUAAAGUCAACCAAUAAAAACAUGUAUUAAUGCAUUGGUGGUAUCCAGGAUAUUCGAAUUUAUUUAGUAAUGUAGUUGUAUGAUGGGAGUUAUUUUUUAAAUGAAUUUUUUUUAAUGUUUGUUUAUUUUUGAGGGAGAGAGAGACAAUGCGAGCAGGGGAGGAGCAGAGAGAGAGGGAGACACAGAAUCUGAAGCAGGCUCCAGGCUUUGAGCUGUCAGCACAGAACCUGACGUGGGGCUCAAACUCACAAACCACGAGAUCAUGACCUGAGCCAAAAUCAGACACUUAACCGACUGAGCCACCCAGGAACCCCCCGCCCCCACCAAAAAUUUUUUAAUUCAAGUCAGAUUUGUAGAACCCUGAAUCUCCUCCCCAAAGUCUUAGUAUCCCAUGGGACAGAUUUUGAAAACCUUGGGAUAGGUGAUCUCUGAGAUCUUUUCCAGCUCUAAGAUUUUAAAUUGUCCUUUUGGAUUAGACUUGCUGAGUCUAACUCAGAUUGCCUAAUUGAAGAAUGUUUCUGAAAAUGAACAAAGUUGCUUUACAUGUUUUUGGAACUUUCCAGGUAUAGCCAAUGAUCUUAUCCCCCAGAAUCCUUCACCUUUCAAGGAAUUAUUUAACAGUAAGCCCAACGACCUGAUAUUGCCCAAACCUUUUUACUUUCCAAUAUGAGCUCCAAGACACUAACUGAUCUACUGUGAAGUAGAAAGUUCUUAGUUUUUGUUAGUCUUAUUAAAUCAAUGAGCACAGGUUUUUGCCUACUGCAUUAACUGGGUGAUAAUUCUUUAGAUGUGAAUGUUAGGUAGGUUCUACUAUUAUAACUAAUCAUAAAAGUUGUAAAUUUGUUUCAUGGAUAAAAUGUACACUUUUUGUAUUCUGUACAGCUUUGUCUUUUUUAAAUAUGAAGUACUUAAAUGCACUUACUAUGAUAGGAAAUAAAUGUGUGCCUUCUAGGA